AUGGCGAUACGACUUGCACUUCUACAGACUCUCAUGGAAGCUGUUCGGAGAAAACAGAGAAGUGUAACUAAAGCAUCUAAUAUGCCUGUACGAUGGCGUUCAAUUGUUACGGAUGUAUUUGAUGGGUCCAUUGAAAGCAGUGUUACCUGUCUAACGUGCAAAACGGUGUCUACUACAACGGAGACGUUCCAGGAUUUAUCUUUACCAAUCCCUUCAUCCGAACACCUUUCACGAAUUCGACACUGUGUGCCGGGUGAAUCAGAUGAGGAGUGCAGUAUAAGUAGUGAUUCGAGUGGGGGAUAUGGAUGGAUGCCUUGGUUCUCGUGGCUGCGGUCUUUCAGCAGCGUUUUUGUCACUCCGUCUGUAUCGCUAGAGGAUUGCCUUUCUGCCUUCUUUUCACCGGAUCGGCUGGUUGGCGAUGAUAUGUACUCCUGUGAUCGCUGUAAAAAAUUGAGGAAUGGUGUGAAAACAUGUCGCAUUAGUCGACUUCCGGAGGUCUUGUGCAUUCAUAUCAAAAGGUUUAGACACGACUCGUAUUGCAGUUCAAAGGUAUCUACACGAGUUUCAUUUCCUCUUGUUGAAUUAGACUUGUCAUCUUUUUCCUCGACUUCCGAAAAAGUUCCUCUUUACGAUUUGACCGGUUUCAUAACUCAUGAAGGAAGUGGAGCAGAUAGUGGUCAUUAUUUAGCUUAUUGCCGGAAUGAAGUGGACGGCAAUUGUACGCUAACGAAACUCGACUCAGCGCAUGUACUGACAAAAGAGGCAUAUGUGCUUUUGUAUCAGAAAAGACCAUCACCCUCUGUUGAAGCCGCCCGCAACAAAACGAUGGAGAUGAUUUCUGCGGAAGAAAUAGUGAAGACACCUUCAAAGAGUCAGCUUUAUAUCUCAUCUGAAUGGUUACUGAAACUGAGCACCUUUUCUGAUCCUGGACCAGUCACAAAUUACUCUUUCCUUUGUCGCCAUGGCCAUUUACUACCUCGACGCGUUGAUCACAUCUCUAGCCUCUGCACUCCUGUUCCAGCAGUGCUCGGUCACUACUUGCUCAACAAAUUUGGAGGUGGUCCAGCUGUGAGCGAGCUGCAUUAUUGUUUGGUUUGCGAUAAACAUUGGCGGUGGCUUCAAGAAAAGAGAGCAGUGGAACAGACGAGAUUCCGACAGCUGGAAGACGCGGUUAGUUUGGUGACUAGAGAACCUCCGGGACCUAUUGACAAUACCGUUUUGCUGUACAAGGCUGCUGAUGGAACUGAUCGAUUGAAACCACGUUCUAAUUUCAUGCGCAUUGAGCGAGAACUUUACUUGUUUUUACGAACAAUCUAUGGAGGUGGUCCUGAGCCUCAGUGGAGUGAAGCAGAACUUCGUGAUGUGCUGAAUUCCAUAGAGGAGAAACUGUGGGCAGCGAAUGCUAGGUUGAAAAAGCAGGUGACAAGCAAUCUGUAG
This is a messenger RNA of Strongylus vulgaris, 1437 nucleotides long. NCBI's taxonomy places the organism in Eukaryota, Metazoa, Nematoda, Chromadorea, Rhabditida, Strongylidae. The record is from the annotation of a GenBank genome assembly.